This is a messenger RNA of Naegleria lovaniensis, 1734 nucleotides long. RefSeq lists its product as uncharacterized. NCBI's taxonomy places the organism in Eukaryota, Heterolobosea, Eutetramitea, Acrasida, Naegleriidae. The coding region runs from base 1 to 1734 and encodes 577 amino acids. The transcript has a single exon. The record is from RefSeq and is a predicted model, not a curated record.
AUGCAAACAACACACGCCGUGUCCGAUUUAAAACACAAGGCUCCAUUGAAAUUUCUACUGCUGACCUUAUUCCUCUAUUUUCUAUUAUGGAGUGGUUUCCGUACAGACAAAGUUUUUGCUCUGACAUGUCCCAAUGGUUGUACCGAUGCUACACGAGGUACAUGUGAUACCAAUACUGGUGUUUGCCAGUGUAAUGACUUGUGGACUGGAUCCGAUUGUUCUCUCUCCAUGUGUGGUUGGUCCAAACAAGAAAUCAAUGGAAUUUCCUUUGGAACUGUGAUGGGAGCUCCCACUCCUCUCAUCAGCUCGACCAUUGUAGAUUCGAGCAGUAUCCAAUUUACCAUGACUGUGCAAAAGCAUCCCUUCAUUACCUUUUCUCAUGAUUUGUUUGUUGGUAGCACCAUGUUUAACGCAUCCUCAUGUGCCUUGUAUGGAAAUAACGAGAGGGUAUCAUUGACGCUGGUAAAUUCAACAACAAUUUCGGGAGGUAGCAAUGACUCGUGUUCUAUCAUGUACGAUAGUCAAGUGUUCACUAUUGAUAUGCUGAUUAAUAGCAAUUUGACGACGAAAGAAUUGUUGGGAGAUGUCAUCAAACUGACCAUUCCCUUGUCCAUGGUCAUUGGUAACCUCAAUGGAACUGGCAAUAACGGAUUUUGUGAAGCCAUCACGUACUCCACAUCACAAGUGAUCUAUUUCCAAAUUAAUCCCAUUGUGAUUUACUCUUCGUCGUCGUUCAAUUCGACCUAUAAUCCCUAUGGGUAUGAAGUCAAGUUGUAUCCUCAAAAUAUUGGUACCUCAAACGGUUUAAUGACCUUCGAUGCCGUUUUGGAGAGUACCAACACAAGUUUAAUUUCCUUCACGUAUUUCAACAAUUCGAAUUCAGCUUACUCUCUCACCGUGACCAAAACCACACAGGCCUCCAUUGUUGGUUCCAAGAUUUACUAUCUCAUCACCACCCUGUCUUCUGUGGCCAUUUCUGAUUAUCGUGGUGUGAUCUAUUUCAAAGUCGAGUUGAAAUAUCUCGAUUCGAAUCUCAUUGUCACACAAUUCAUUCCAUUCAAGAUUGACUAUACGAUUGUGGUUCCACCCUCAGACAAGAACAUUACAUUGCAAGUAUCCAUGACCACAACAGAUAACAUGUGGCGAACGAAACAGGUCUUUUCCACAGAAGAGAGCGUCUACUCGUUGGUGCAGUCACCUGGCUCUGGAUUCAACGCCUAUCAACUCACCGUUCAAGAUGCUUACAUGUGUUGUUUCAAAACAUUUGUUUCAGCUCCAACCUAUUCACCAUCCAGCGGUCAAUUAGGAUGCACUGCGUAUGACAAUUCUACAAUGGACUCGUGGAAACGUAUCAUUUCUAAUUAUGCAGGUACAGAGCCAACGACCAUCACAAUUCCUCUCUCUUCAAAUCUGUACGGUUUUGCAUUCAAGUUGAGCUCUGCCAUGUUUGACUCUAAGGAACCAAGAGUUUGUUAUUUACAGGCCAAUACACGUCUCGUGGCUCGAUCGAGAAGUGUUUCGUUGUUUGGACGGGCGGCUGUCGUUCCAAAUUUACCUCCGUUCGCUAUGACCUUGUUAACGGUAGAAGUUAAGACGUCGAAUUUGCAAAAUUAUAAUGAGACCUCUAGUGCUUCAUCGAUACUGGUGGGUUCCAAACAAUCGUGGUCUGUAUGGACCUCAAUCAUGAUGUUACUGCUUAGUGCUGCAGCCUUGUAUUUUAUCACGACGAAUUAG